AUGGAUGUUGCUGUGAAUGCUGGAAAGCGCAGCAGAACAAACCCAGAUGGAGCUUCACCAAGGGCCAAUAUUAAAAGACCUAGGAGAGGUGAGGUCAACUUCCUUCCUUCUUAUCCUUCUGGAGAAACAAGGGAGUCUCUGGAAACCAGAAGACUUGAGAUGGUAGAAGAGUUCAAGAAGACCUCAGCAGAAAGUGACAUCCCUCUCAUUCAUCAGUAUAUGAUGCGCACUUUUGCACUCCGGCGUGAAGAGAUUGUCACAACUUCUCCUCCUGUAUCAGAGCUCAAGGACAGAUGGCCAGCACUCUUUCAUGAGACACAGCUGAUUGGACUAUACAAAAAGAGGAAAACUGGACGGGUCGGUGAAAGGAUGGAGCAGCUUUUGUUGGCAUAUGGAAAACAGGAUGAAAUUGAGUUCUAUGAAGCCACUAUUGCUCUGGUUGCUGAUGUCGAUGAAGAGGAGGUGCCUGGAGGAGUUCCUUUCUCACUACGCCAAGUGUUCAUAGUACUUGAAGAUCAGGUUGUUAUGACUCAUCACUCAUGGACUGAUGCACUGGUGUGUUUGUUUGGGCUAAUCUAUGCUCUGCAUCUGAGCUAUCCUGAGAAGUGUACUGGCUUUUUUGAGUUCAUUCAAGUAGCGUGGCUGAAGCUAGACGAUGAGAGAAAGCAACUAAAACCAAAAUUGCAGACACUAAAAAAUGAGCUUGUGUAGAUGAUGUUUGUUUUUCACUGUCAGUAUAUUCGUGCUUUUUCAGUUAUCUGUGAAUGGCUUCAAUAGUUUUAUUUGUUCAGGGUAAUUUGCUUUCUAAAAAGCAAUGUGGAGAAAGCUAAGAAUAAGGAGACAAUCCAUAUUUGACGUUUUGUUUGUGAUUGAAAAAAAUCUUCACAUAGUGUAGUUACAUGGAAAUC
Messenger RNA from Oreochromis aureus, 908 nucleotides. RefSeq lists its product as uncharacterized. The record is from RefSeq and is a predicted model, not a curated record. NCBI's taxonomy places the organism in Eukaryota, Metazoa, Chordata, Actinopteri, Cichliformes, Cichlidae. Bases 1 to 711 code for a protein of 236 amino acids. The transcript has 3 exons.